AUGCAGUUCCCUUCGACCGCUCUCCUCGCUCUCCUGAUCUCUCCACUCGCCCUAGCCGCUCCCUCCUCGCCUUUCCUCGAUAGCUUCUCGCAGACGCCGAUAAAGAUAGAGGAUGAUAUCAGCGUACCCGGCGUUAACCCGCUAACUUACUGUACCGACCCGACGGGGAACAUUCUUACCAUCGAACGGGUAGACCUGUCUCCAAAUCCACCUAUUCCUGGCAAACCCCUCCAGAUCAAAGCCUCGGGUGUCUUUUCAAAGCAGGUCGACAAGGGCGCCACGGUCCAGCUGCAGGUCAAAUAUGGCUUCCUUCAGCUAAUAAACCAGGAAAUGGAUCUAUGUGAACAAACUGGGAACGUUGGUCUGAAAUGUCCCCUUGAAAAGGGCAAGAUGGUGUUCAGCAAGAGCGUCGAUAUUCCCGCGGAGGUUCCUCCGGGUAAAUAUACUGUCAAGGCGGACGUUCAGACUGCUGGCGGAGAGCCAGUCACCUGUCUGGAUGCUUCUGUUACAUUCGAGAUCAAAAUUUAA
This is a messenger RNA of Arthroderma uncinatum, 528 nucleotides long. RefSeq names its product phosphatidylglycerol/phosphatidylinositol transfer protein. The record is from RefSeq and is a predicted model, not a curated record. Lineage: Eukaryota; Fungi; Ascomycota; Eurotiomycetes; Onygenales; Arthrodermataceae. Gene Ontology annotation, biological process: intracellular sterol transport. The coding region runs from base 1 to 528 and encodes 175 amino acids. The transcript has 3 exons. Gene Ontology annotation, molecular function: sterol binding.